AGCGUGUGCGAGCCCUGACCUGUCCAGGUUUCCCCGACCCGCCGACUGCGUGUUCCAAUUCCACGAGACCCAAGCGUCCCGAUCGGCCAGCGUCGAUUCUUCGAGCGUUGGAACCACGCCCGCUUCGAGUUCCCGGUUUGAACCCCGGACCAGCCGCCAUGCGGGGCCUGAUCUCGACGCUCCUCGGCGUCCUGUGCCUCUUCAGCGUCGCUAGCGCCGGCGGAGGCGGCGGCCACGCGGUUGCCAUCGCCACGCCCGUCAUCACCAAGGCGACGCCAGUCCUGGUGGCGACCAAAUCCGUCGGAGGAGCGGGCCACGGUGCCCACUACCUGGGCUACGCCGGCAACGUGUUCGAGCAGCUGCUCGGCUUCAGUGGCUCGUACGGUCUUCACGGCGGCGGCGGCGGCGGCGGCGGCGGCGGCCGCAGUUACGCUCUUCCGGUGGCGCACGUCUUUGGUGGUGGCCUGCUGCUGGGCCACGGUGGUGGGGGUGGUGGCGGCGGAGGAAGCUUCCUCCUGUCGGGCGGUCACGGUGGAGGAUUCGGGGGUGGACUGGGCCAUGGGUUCGGAGGUGGUCUGGGGCUGGGACACGGCGUCAAGACGUACAGGUUGUCGGCAAGUCCCUACGGGAUUCCCGUGGGCCUGCCCGUGAGCCUGGGUCACGGAUGGCACUGAGAGGCUGGUUCUCCCAGUGCACCCCGGCUGUUUCUGAGCAUCCUGGAUGGUGAAGUCUCGCCUGUGCAAAAGGGCGCCUGUAAAUAUGUUUUUCCAUCAACG
Messenger RNA from Ixodes scapularis (black-legged tick), 776 nucleotides. Its product is annotated as ctenidin-1-like. The transcript has 3 exons. Lineage: Eukaryota; Metazoa; Arthropoda; Arachnida; Ixodida; Ixodidae. Bases 159 to 674 code for a protein of 171 amino acids. The record is from RefSeq and is a predicted model, not a curated record.